AGUCUGACAGGAAGAAUCUUUUUUUAACAGUAUAUUGUAAAAUGUUGAUUUAGUUCCCUUUCAAAGUCACUGAUGAUCACGACGUUGAAAUGUCUGCAGCUGACGUUUUGUACUCUGAUGUUAAAUUCACAAGAGAGAAGAGAAACGUUGAUGGGGCCGCUUCCUCGCCAGCUGAAACCACUUAUUCUGAAGUCAGGAUAUUAAAGAGCGAACCAUCCACAGAGCUUCCUGACUCCCAUCAACAAGAGGCAUCGAACGGACGAUCAAAGGUCACGUCAGAGCGAGCGGCCGUGCUCGUUCUCAGUUUGCUCCUGACUGCUGCUGUCGUCGCUCGGCUCAUCUCUUAUAAAAACAUUCAAACCGUGGAGCAUCUCCAAAAGCUGAUAGAUGAGCGUGACGCUGCCGUAAAAAAUCUCACAGGCGACUCAUGUCAGAAAUGUGACGACGGCUGGGAGGAACAUGGUGGAAAGUGCUAUUAUUUCUCCCAGGGUAAAUUACCCUGGAUUCAGAGCAGAGACGCGUGUCGACGGCGCGGAGGAGAUCUGGUUAAGAUUGACAGCAGACAUGCGCAGAGCUUCCUGGAGCAGAAACUGAGAAAAGAAAUGGAAACACAUGAGGACAAAUUCUGGAUUGGACUCACAGACUCACAGGAAGAGACAAAAUGGUUUUGGGCAGACGGAUCACCGUUAGACUCAAGUUUGACAUUUUGGAGCGGUAUGGAGCCAGACAACUGGAAAAAGAACGAUGAUUCUGGAGAGGACUGUGUGAGGAUGGGGGAGAAAUCUGGAGCUGAAGACCUGAAGUGUUGGUUUGAUAAAGCCUGCACAGCACCUCACAAAAGAAUCUGUGAGAAACCAACAGAAACCAGACAUCUCAAGUGCGUCUGAAACACAGUUCAGCUUGGAGGGCAGCACCACCUAAUUAAACCCUUAGGGCCCACUUUAGCAUUACAUACACUCGUAUCGCUCUGCGCACAAAAUACGCCUUUCAAAAUCGAGCU
Molecule: messenger RNA, 1000 nt
Organism: Plectropomus leopardus (leopard coralgrouper)
Lineage: Eukaryota; Metazoa; Chordata; Actinopteri; Perciformes; Serranidae
Source: RefSeq, a predicted model, not a curated record